This is a messenger RNA of Cylicostephanus goldi, 2181 nucleotides long. The record is from the annotation of a GenBank genome assembly. NCBI's taxonomy places the organism in Eukaryota, Metazoa, Nematoda, Chromadorea, Rhabditida, Strongylidae.
GUUUAUGCUGGCUUGAUCCGGAACUUGAGUUGGAUGGCUGAUGGGAAGAUGAGCGACAUUCUCUCGCCGACUGCAAAAGCAUUAUCCCGAGCUGCUGUUAUUGCUCACAAUGAGCGUGAUGAGAGUUGUGUUCGUGCUAUUCUUAGUGCCCUGUGGAAUUUAGCCUCACACUCAGAACGAAACAAGAAAGCUAUCUGUGAUGAACACGGGUUUUUACCGCUGCUGACGAGUUUGCUUUCGAAUGAUGCGAGAAUGACGGCCGUCGUGGAAAGUGCCUCAGGCAUUUUGAAAUACGUUUCGCAGUAUCUAUCAACGAAUUCUAGUCAUCUAAGCGCCAGACCUGAAAUAGCGGCCCAUCUUGUACAGUUACUCAGCAGUGCUUCGUUCACGAUUGUUGCUAAUACUCUGGGUGCAUUGGCCAAUCUCAUAGCGAAGGACCCACAUUUGCAGUCCCUAGUCCGUCAUGAUGUUAUGGCAAUGAACCAGUUGAAUGUCUUGCGAAAUUCAGCUAGGGAAGAUAUACGAGCUGCUGUCAAGGCUGUACUCAACCAUCUCAAUCAACCCGUAGGGUAUACGCGAUACGCUGACAUGUCUUCAUCUCUCGGAUGUGAUCCCAUCUGUUCUCCUCGUGAUACUCGCUUGCUUGCUCUUCGUGGAGUUCGAAUGUCUCCUGGCGCGGUCACAGGAAUGGGUCCAACUCCUUCCUUUGACCACCGCUCUAGCAGCCUCCCUCGCCAUUUCAAUCGAGGAGGAUUUGUCUCCAACAUGUCCUCGUCACUCGGAUGUGAUCCUAUUUGUUCUCCUCGAGAUACGCGCUUGCUUGCUCUUCGUGGCGUUCGGAUGUCUCCUGGCGCGGUUACGGGAAUGGGUCCGACACCUUCCUUCGACCACCGCUCUAGCAGCCUCCCUCGUCAUUUCAAUCGAGGAGGAUUUGUCUCCAGUCAUGCAUCUCCGCACCAUGGUUUCCCUAUACCUCGAGGGCCGAUUUCUAGCGGACCGGCGUUGGGAUUUGCUCCACCACCCUCGCAGUAUAUUCCUGACGAGGACGCUCCCAUCCAGCCGUCCAUUGUACCAGAUGAAAUCACCGGUGAUCCAAAUUUGGAGGACAGUGUCCGAUGUACUCGAAGUGUUAGCGCCGCUUCGCUUGGCAGCGAAUUGCCGAAUACUUCAAUGGGAUGGCAAAGCAACUUAGACACUGCUGCGAAUAGCAAUCGAAUGUCACCGGUUUCACCAUCGGAUCUCCCUGAUUCUCCAACGCAGUGUGCAAAGAUGAUGGAAACGAAGGGCGACACCUCCACUCCACUAAGCGUAAAAGUCCGUGGCGGCUCAGGAGUUACGUCGAGCGAACCAAAAUCAGGCUUGACGGCCAGUGACACAGCCACCGCGAUUGUUGAUGACCAACCAACGCCCACAUUUCCUGCAUUCGUCCUUCCUGCACCUUUGCCACCAGCGAGCUUUCCAUCGAUAGAGAAGACAGAAGCUGAGAUUGCAUGCCAAGAUCUCGCCGAUGAUUUGUACGCAGCUGUCAGUGCCAACUGCGUUGAUGGAGCUGACUUGAGAAUAGCUGAUGAUCGACUGCUUGCUGAUAUGAUCGAAGCAGCUCAGCCAUCUCCCCGAAGAACGCGACAUGGUUUUUCGGAUGCGCAUCAUUCUCCAAAUGUGGAUGCGGAUCGUUUACUUAGUGCUUGCAUUGAUGCUGCCAUGCCACAACCAUCUCCAUCAUUUAAAAGCAAUUCAAAAAACGAGAAGGGCGGACACGGUUGUUCUCCGGUGACCCACCGCGUCCGCCCAUCUCCGCAAGUCGCAGGUCACCCCGUCAAUGUGGAGGACUUUGAAGGAUAUGCAGAAAGAUGUAUGCUAGAGCAGGCUCUUGAGUGUUCUUUUUCUAGACAGUCUUCAGAAAGUUGGUCUGAUGAAGAUGAAGGACAAUUUCUUGACACAACGUUACCAGUGGAUUGUUUUGUUGAAGACGAUAUCACCAUUGACUGCUCGAUGAUUAGAUCAUCGAGCUCUCCAAUGCGAGCUGGAGCUCAUUCAUCUUCGACUAUGACAGGUUGUUCAAGCUCAACGCAAACAACUCCUUCAAAGGUUAAUCAAAGAAGUUCGAAGACCACAGGUACUCACAAAACUCGGCUGCCGAAACCGACCAAUAGCCGCACAUCUUCCCUCCAGGUGAAUUAA